Penaeus indicus is the source of this 2382-nucleotide messenger RNA. Its product is annotated as serine-rich adhesin for platelets-like. Lineage: Eukaryota; Metazoa; Arthropoda; Malacostraca; Decapoda; Penaeidae. The transcript has 7 exons. The annotation marks the transcript as partial. The record is from RefSeq and is a predicted model, not a curated record.
ACAGAAACAUCAACUGACACUUCUACAGAAACAUCAACUGACACUACAGAAACAUCAACUGACACUUCUACAGAAACAUCAACUGACACUUCUACAGAAACAUCAUCAACUGACACUUCUACUGAAACAUCCACUGACACUUCUACAGAAACAUCAACUGACACUUCUACUGAAACAUCAACUGAAACUUCUACAGAAACAUCAACUGACACUUCUACAGAAACAUCAACUACAGAAACAUCCACUGACACUUCUACAGAAACAUCAACUGACACUUCUACAGAAACAUCAACUGACACUACUGACACUUCUACAGAAACAUCAACUGACACUUCUACUGAAACAUCCACUGACACUUCUACAGAAACAUCAACUGACACUUCUACAGAAACAUCAACUGACACUUCUACAGAAACAUCAACUGACACUUCGACUGAAACAUCCACUGACACUUCUACAGAAACAUCAACUGACACUUCUACAGAAACAUCAACUGACACUUCUACAUCAACUGACACUUCUACAGAAACAUCAACUGACACUUCUACAUCAAUUGACACUUCUACAGAAACAUCAACUGACACUUCUACAGAAACAUCAACUGACACUUCUACUGAAACAUCCACUGACACUUCUACAGAAACAUCAACUGACACUUCUACAGAAACAUCAACUGACACUUCUACAGAAACAUCAACUGACACUUCUACAGAAACAUCAACGGACACUUCUACUGAAACAUCCACUGACACUUCUACAGAAACAUCAACUGACACUUCUACAGAAACAUCAACUGACACUUCUACUGAAACAUCAACGGACACUUCUACUGAAACAUCCACUAACACUUCUACAGAAACAUCAACUGACACUUCUACAGAAACAUCCACCGACACUUCUACUGAAACAUCCACUGACACUUCUACAGAAACAUCAACUGACACUUCUACAGAAACAUCAACUGACACUUCUACAGAAACAUCAACUGACACUUCUACAGAAACAUCAACUGACACUUCUACAGAAACAUCAACUGACACUUCUACAGAAACAUCAACUGACACUUCUACUGAAACAUCCACUGACAUUUCUACUGAAACAUCCACUGACACUUCUACAGAAACAUCAACAGACACUUCUACAGAAACAUCAACUGACACUUCUACAGAAACAUCAACUGACACUUCUACAGAAACAUCAACUGACACUUCUACAGAAACAUCAACUGACACUUCUACAGAAACAUCAACUGACACUUCUACAGAAACAUCAACUGACACUUCUACAGAAACAUCAACUGACAUUUCUACAGAAACAUCAACUGACACUUCUACAGAAACAUCCACUGACAUUUCUACUGAAACAUCCACUGACACUUCUACAGAAACAUCAACUGACACAUCAACUGACACUUCUACAGAAACAUCAACUGACACUUCUACUGAAACAUCCACUGAAACUUCUACAGAAACAUCAACUGACACUUCUACAGAAACAUCAACUGAAACUUCUACUGAAACAUCCACUGACACUUCUACAGAAACAUCAACUGACACUUCUACAGAAACAUCAACUGACACUUCUACAGAAACAUCAACUGACACUUCUACUGAAAAAUCCACUGACACUUCUACAGAAACAUCAACUGACACUUCUACAUCAACUGACACUUCUACAGAAACAUCAACUGACACUUCUACAUCAACUGACACUUCUACAGAAACAUCAACUGACACUUCUACAUCAACUGACACUUCUACAGAAACAUCAACUGACACUUCUACAGAAACAUCAACUGACACUUCUACUGAAACAUCCACUGACACUUCUACAGCAACAUCAACUGACACUUCUACAGAAACAUCAACUGACACUUCUACAUCAACUGACACUUCUACAGAAACAUCAACUGACACUUCUACAGAAACAUCAACUGACACUUCUACUGAAACAUCCACUGACACUUCUACAGCAACAUCAACUGACACUUCUACAGAAACAUCAACUGAAACUUCUACUGAAACAUCCACUGACACUUCUACAGAAACAUCAACUGACACUUCUACAUCAACUGACACUUCUACAGAAACAUCAACUGACACUUCUACAGAAACAUCAACUGACACUUCUACAGAAACAUCAACUGACACUUCUACAGAAACAUCAACUGACACUUCUACAGAAACAUCAACUGACACUUCUACAGAAACAUCAACUGACACUUCUACUGAAACAUCAACUGACACUUCUACAGAAACAUCAACUGACACUUCUACAGAAACAUCAACUGACACUUCUACAGAAACAUCAACUGACACUUCUACAGAAACAUCAACUGACACUUCUACGGACAACCACCACUACACCAGAAACAACGUCUGA